Molecule: messenger RNA, 3357 nt
Organism: Temnothorax curvispinosus
Lineage: Eukaryota; Metazoa; Arthropoda; Insecta; Hymenoptera; Formicidae
Gene: acj6
Product: inhibitory POU protein
Exons: 4
Coding region: 18-1208 (396 amino acids)
Biological process (GO): regulation of transcription by RNA polymerase II
Molecular function (GO): DNA-binding transcription factor activity, RNA polymerase II-specific; RNA polymerase II cis-regulatory region sequence-specific DNA binding
Source: RefSeq, a predicted model, not a curated record
GCUUAGCGGCACGCAAAAUGAUGUACUCGCCGGACAAGAUGAUGGGGAGCAAGGGACUCCACGGGGCACCGAUCACCGCCCCGGGGUGCUUCCCCUCGGGGAGAUACUCGCCGCCGCCUUAUCGCGCCGCGCCGGAUCCGAUGCCGCCGCCGCCGAGACGAUGUAUGCCGAACUCUACGAGUCGUAUAUUCGAAGACGCAUCCAUUGUGUGCAAUUCUUGGUCACCGAGGCAUAAUGGUGAUUUAUUCAGUGGCUUGAAUAGCGGUCUGCAAGAUGGCUUACUUUCAAGAGCGGAAGCUUUGGCAGCAGAUUUGGGGAAGCACAACGCCGGGACGCCGAUGCCGCUAAAGCACGAUCCCGUAUCUGUGUAUCAUCACGGAGCACACAUGCCUACCCCCCACCCGAAUAACCGGCCACAUCAUCAGGUACAAUCACACCUCCUUAUGAGCCAUCCAGGAAUGGAAAGCCUCGACAUGCUGGAUCCAGCAAACUCGAUGACGACACUGACGCCAAUGUCCGACAGCACGGGUAGCGGACCGGGGCAUCACGCGGGCAUCCACGGUCCCUCCGUGUACGGCGGCAUGAACGGUAUGAUGAGUCAUCACCAUCAUCACAGUAACCUAGGCAGCGGUGGCGGCAGCGUGCCGCAUCCGGCGCACCAUCAUCCGGCGAUGGCUGCAGCAGCCGCGGCCGCAGCCGCGGCGGGCCUGCAUCCCGACGCCGAUACCGAUCCGCGCGAGUUGGAGGCCUUCGCCGAGCGAUUCAAGCAACGGCGCAUCAAGCUCGGCGUCACGCAGGCCGAUGUUGGCAAAGCGCUCGCCAAUCUCAAACUACCAGGUGUCGGCGCUCUAUCGCAGUCGACGAUCUGUCGCUUCGAAUCGCUCACGCUCUCGCACAACAACAUGAUCGCCCUGAAGCCGAUCCUCCAGGCGUGGCUGGAGGAAGCGGAGGCCCAGGCGAAGAACAAGCGACGGGACCCGGACGCGCCCUCGGUAUUGCCGGCCGGCGAGAAGAAGCGGAAACGUACGAGCAUCGCCGCGCCAGAGAAACGCUCGUUAGAGGCGUAUUUCGCGGUCCAGCCGCGGCCGUCCGGUGAGAAGAUCGCGGCGAUCGCGGAGAAGCUCGACCUAAAGAAAAACGUCGUGCGAGUCUGGUUUUGCAACCAGCGGCAGAAGCAGAAGCGCAUGAAGUUCGCGGCUCAACAUUGACCCGAGGGUGGCUUGUGACAGCAGAACUGACCGUACCAGCUGCCCAGUCUCGAGCCGAAACCCGAACCUCUAACUGAGUUUCAGGGUUGGCCGUGAAGUUGCCCAAAACUCUGAAAGUGGGCUUCCCCCGACUGCGCCGAUGGACAUCCGCGGUGAGGAUGAUUGUCCGAGUCAUUGUCGUCGGACUUAACGUCACCGGGAUAUCUAUCCGCGACAGUCAUUCGCGGCCGCUAAAACGAAUGGCUCGAUACUACAGGCAGAACGUAUAUCGGUACACGAGGCUGUCACAGGCUGAAGACGAGUCGCUUGUUAUCACUGCGCGUGUGUAAUAUGCUUGAAACGCAUAUUCUGGAAUCACCGGUUGCAGGGAGCUAUUCUUGACCCGUUUCGGUUCGCGAUUCUCUCUCCUCUUCAGCUGAACACGAUUACCUCUCGUGACGUUAUACAGCCAAUGCAAUGAAACGCUGGUGACGGAAUUUACGAAUGUUUCACGAUGGAUAUCAUCGCGGUAUGAUGGCAGUAAAUAUAAAUCCAUAUCGAAAUCGGUCCGAUCCAUAUCACAUCGAUAUUAUCGUUUUUCUUCACGCGGAAUGGAAGUUGUUGCAAGACGAUUUCUAAUGUAAAAUGAACCGUUUUUAUAAGAUUAACUAUUAAUUGGGAAACUUCUAGCUGACUUUUCCUUAAUCGAGAAACGUCAAAAACAUAUAUCUUCUCUACACUCUAAUGUUGAGAUAGUAAUCAAGUAAAUUCAAACGCACAUUACGACACACCUCCUUAUUUCAAAAAGUGGAUUUGUAUUACGAUUUUAUGAAAACAAUUGAACCAAGAUUUAAUUCAACUCGAAUAUCUGUGUUAUUAUAAUACUACAGCUAGUAUUUCUCCAGAUCGUCUGAAGAGUCUUCGAACUUGCAAUCCGCAAAACCACGAGAUCAAACACACGAUAGCUACCAACGAUAGCGAUAAAACAGUUUACGAUGCCAUUUGCCCUUCGAUCCCUCGUCGUAUGGCAUCCGCGGUUGAAAUCGCUGUUCGACGCCGAUUUCACGAUCAUUUCUCACAUUUCACAAAUAAAUAUGCGAAAUCCUAUAAUCCAUGCAUGUGAAAUAAAUUUACAAUAGAAAUAGCAUUUUAUAAUUCUUUGCUAGAAAAUAAAAGUUUAAUUUCUACCAAGAUUCGCCUUUUGUUUACAAUAUCGCAUAAUUUUUUGUAAGUGUAUAACUGUAUUAAUAUUAAUAAUACAAAAUAAGAUAAACGGUUUUUAAAGCGUAUGUUACUACGCUUUAAUGUCAUAAAAUAAUUAAUUGGUUCAAAGCAGUACGCAAAAGAACUAAAUAAAUAUUAAAGAAAAAAUUUUAUAUGUAAUCUUCUUGGUUUCUCUCAUUAUAAAAAAAUUAACGAAUGGGAAAGUUGAAAGUAAAAAUUGGCUGUCUUACUGUCUCUAGUACAAAAUAAUAAUAUUUAAUUAGAUAUAUAAGAGUGAAAUUUUAAAGUGUCCAAAUAAAAUCGUCAUGGUGUCUAUUGAUGUGAAUCUCGAUGUGAAUGGAUCGUCAUAUCAAUCGCAAUUGCGAUCUUAACAAAUUUCCAGCUCUGAGCUUAUAAUAUUGUAUUUUACUUAGUCACAAAUCGAUAACAUUUAUAUCGCGAAAUAACACAUCGGAAACAAUCAUAAAUCACUAGGUCGCCAUUGCAAUAAUUUAUUGAGCAAUAAUCAUUGAAGGCACGAUCGGGAGAUAAUUCCGACGAGGUUGAAAAAGCGAGAAAGAGAGAGAGAGAGAAAGAGAGAGAGAGAGAGAGACUUUUCGUCGUUCGUUUAUCACGGACGAGCUUGUCGUGACAAGUGAACGGCAAAGAGCAAGGAUUACCAACGCGUCUUGAAAAGUACAACUCGAAACAUAAAAAUAUAAAGUACGUAUUUGUUAUAAAGACGACGCGCGGAUACGUCGCGCCGAAGAAAAAGUGAUAUUAAUCCUAAUGAAGACGCUCAGUGCAGUGUAAACAGUGAAGAGAACGAUAGUGCGCGAAUGAACGAAUGAAUGUGUGUUGCGUAUGUAAGAAAGAAUCAGGGGUAAAGUUUAGAGAAAGAAAGAGGAAGGGGCAAAUGAAAGAGAGAGAAAGAAAUAAUGAGAGAAAGAAAAAGAGAAAGAUAGAA